CUGCUGAAACUCCUCCUCACUCUCUGCUUACGGUCGUUGCUCCUCUCGUUUGAAAGUUAUGGGUUGUGCGUAAAAGUCCGGCUUCCAUAUAAGUAUGGAGUCUUAUUCUUCUCUGCUGUGAUACAUCAUUUUCCUCAAAUACACUUCAACCAGCAAAAUUACGCCAGGGUGGAUAAUACAGAAAAAAGGUGUUUUAUGGCAUCUGAACCGAAAAACGACAGUUGCCCAGUGCGCCUCACCAUCUCUGAUGGAUCUCCCACAACACCUGCGAUCAUGUUUUCCGCCGGUGUCCUUGGGAACGUGAUCGCAUUAAUUCUCUUGGAAAUACGGCGGAGGAAACAACCCGCAUCUUUGUUCCAGGUUCUCGUCACAUCUUUGGUCAUCACAGAUUUGCUGGGAACUUUCUCCGUCAGUCCUCUAGUUUUAACAGCGUACUUGAAGAAUGAGUCUUUGAUCGGGAUGAAUGAAAACCGAUUCGUUUGCGGCCACUUUGGAUAUGCGAUGACAUUUUUCAGUAUGGUCACUCUCGCUAUUCUUCUUUCCAUGGCUGUGGAGCGCUGGCUCUCCAUUGGACAUCCUUACUUUUAUGAGAAGCGCUUGAGUAAACGCUGCGGGUACAUCACCAUAGCACUCAUUUACUUGCUUUGCGCUCUUUUCUGUGUCGCACCUUUCCUCGGUUUUGGGAAGUAUGUUCAAUACUGUCCGGGUACGUGGUGCUUCAUUGACAUGGACCCAUCUGUGCGCUCGCACAAAGUGUUUAAUAUCAUCUACGCGACUUGCUUGCUCGUCAUGAUUAUAUGUACAGUUUUGUGCAACCUGUCCGUCAUCUAUCAUCUUUCACUCAUGAACCGAAGACGCAAGGCGCACCGGAGCUCAAUUCAACGGCAGCGAGGACACAAGAGGCAGCGGUCCAUCACGAAGGAGUUAGAACACCUGGUGCUGCUCGGGUUCAUGACCAUAGCAUUCGUCAUUUGCUCUCUUCCUCUCGUGAUUCAAGUGUACUUGAGGUACACUCUCAACCAAGAAAGUCACAAAAAUGAUCGCAUAUCCCUUCUUUUAGUAUCGGUCAACCCCAUCAUAGACCCCUGGGUCUUCAUCAUCCUCAGUCCCCCAGUGCCUCGUCUGCUCUGGAACAAGAUGUGUAAGACCGCAAAGUCCAAACCCACGCAGGAGAAGGUCCGCAGCAUUCAUCCAGUCAUGUAUCAGUCAAGCCCUCCUGGAGAUACAGAAGGAGGGAAUUUUCUGAAAAUGUACACGGGAAUUCCAGGAACAGCUGGCUCCUGAUCUCUAAAACCUCUCUAUCUUCAUGGGAAAGAUUAUGGAGUGGUUGCUCAUCCACGUUAUGAAAAUAAUGGAUGCAGAAGUUUCGGGUCACUGGAUACCUGAACAGAUGAAUAUGAUACCUGAGGGUGAAAGAGCACCUAUAAUAUCUAUCAUGGAGAAUAUAAAAGCAAAUUAAAUUUAUUUAUUGUCUUUAUUUAUGGAGAGAAAAAGUUGUUGAGCAGAAAAAGUUUAUUUACCAGGAAGCCUAUUGGUAAAUAUAAAUAAACACAUGUACAGGCUGAAAUGAACCCAUACUUCCUGUUUCAACUGCAUGUGGAAUGCGGUUCUCUUUCUCUGUGUGACUUCAUGCUUCAUCAGUUUUGUUUUCUGCGUUCCCUUGCAAAUAUAUGCAUGACUGAAUCAUGUCAUAGCAAGUCAGUUCAUUGUGAAAGAGCCUAACCACCUAAAUCUCAAAACUGUGUACACAGUCACAUGACUGAAGACAGUCAUUUGGAGAGAAGCUGAAGCAGGCUAAACUGAGGAAAUAAAAGUUUGUUUUGGAUCAGUCAUGUUCUGAGGUAUUCUGUUAUGUUUGAAUUGGUAUUGCUAGACACUAAUAUGACCUAAAAGUCCCAAACAAAUUGUUUACAAUUAUUUUUUAAGAUCUGAAUACAAGUUCUUUAAUGGUAGUUAUUGAUAAUGAGAAUCUUGAUAAAGAGAAAAUCAAAUGCUAAUGUGUUGAAGGGUUCAUUCACAAUAAAUGAAAGUUCUAUCAUUGUUUACUCAACCUCAUGUUGUUACAAAACUUCUAUGGAACAAAAGAAGACAUUCUGAGAAACGUCAGGGUUUUUUGUCAACGGGCUCUAAUGAUGUUCAGCGUUCUUCAAAUAUUCUUUUGUAUUCUGCAGAAGAAAGACAGGUUUGUAAUGUCAUGAGGUGAAGAGUGAUGACAGAAUUAUCAUUUUUAGAUGUACUAUCCCUUUAAGAGCAUUCUAGCGAUCAUCUCUGUGUGAUCUUAAAGUGAAAAAGUAGCUGUAAUUUUUAUCAGCAGGACACAGGCAUGUUCAGUCUGUGUCUUGAGCAACUCUUUUUUACACUCUUCAUGACCUUUCAUCUAAUGAUCUUGCAACUGUGACUCAAGGUCGAGUCUAGCAGAGACAGUUUUUAUUUCAGGUCAUUAUGUGUCAGCAGACAUGACCAUUCUCAAUAUCACUUAACAAAUGUAAGACAUUAUAUGGCAUAGUGAUCAUUUGUUUCCAUCAGCUCACUCUUUCCUGUGGUUUUGGUUUUACAGCCCCAAAUGCAGAACUUCGUAUUCAACUCGAGAACUAUGACAGAAAUGUCCUUUGUAAAAGCAUUUUCUUGUUUAUGAGAAUUAAUUCCAUUACAGUGACAGAAUCAACCUUGAACAUCUGAAAUGCACACUUUAUAGCAACUGUUUUAUAUUUUAGAUUGAAUACUGUCCUGGGAAAACCAGAGGCUGCUAAAGCGGUUGCGCUGUUUCCCACAAUAAACACCAGCUUUUGUGUAAAACA
Megalobrama amblycephala (Wuchang bream) is the source of this 2798-nucleotide messenger RNA. RefSeq names its product prostaglandin E receptor 2b (subtype EP2) (gene ptger2b). Gene Ontology annotation, biological process: inflammatory response; adenylate cyclase-activating G protein-coupled receptor signaling pathway; cellular response to prostaglandin E stimulus. NCBI's taxonomy places the organism in Eukaryota, Metazoa, Chordata, Actinopteri, Cypriniformes, Xenocyprididae. The record is from RefSeq and is a predicted model, not a curated record. Bases 196 to 1284 code for a protein of 362 amino acids. Gene Ontology annotation, cellular component: plasma membrane. Gene Ontology annotation, molecular function: prostaglandin E receptor activity. The transcript is spliced from 2 exons.